This is a messenger RNA of Manacus vitellinus (golden-collared manakin), 2108 nucleotides long. RefSeq names its product YOD1 deubiquitinase (gene YOD1). The coding region runs from base 245 to 880 and encodes 211 amino acids. The record is from RefSeq and is a predicted model, not a curated record. Gene Ontology annotation, biological process: endoplasmic reticulum unfolded protein response; protein deubiquitination. Gene Ontology annotation, molecular function: cysteine-type deubiquitinase activity. The transcript has a single exon. NCBI's taxonomy places the organism in Eukaryota, Metazoa, Chordata, Aves, Passeriformes, Pipridae. Gene Ontology annotation, cellular component: cytosol; nucleus.
GUGAUCUUUAAGGUCCCUUCCAACUCAAACCAUUCCACGGUUCCAUGAUUCUGUUCUAUGACCCUCAGCAACAGCAACAACACCACCACAGCUGUGUUGUUGUGUUUUAACAGCAGCUUUAAACUCCACCUGCUUGCGUCCCUCUCACCUCUCCCAUGUCUCCCCUCUGGCAGGUGACACCCUCAUAGUCGAGGAGGACACGUCCAAGCCCGACCCCGACCCGCCUGUGGUGGCCAAGAGAACCAUGUCCCACCCGCUCAGGGAGGCCGUGCCCGUGCUGGCCAGGAGGGUGGUCCCAGCAGACAAUUCCUGCCUGUUCACCAGCGUGUCCUACGUGGUGGAGGGCGGCGUGUACGACCCCGGCUGCGCCCCGGAGAUGCGGAACCUCAUCGCCCAGAUCGUGGCCAGCGACCCCGAGUCCUACUGCGAGGCCGUGCUGGGCAAAACCAACAGGGAGUACUGUGACUGGAUCAGGAGGGAGGACACCUGGGGGGGGGCCAUCGAGGUGUCCAUCCUGUCCAAGUUCUACCAGUGCGAGAUCUGCGUGGUGGACACGCAGACCGUGCGCAUCGACCGCUUCGGGGAGGACGCCGGCUACGCCAAGCGCGUCCUGCUGAUCUACGACGGGAUCCACUACGACCCCCUGGAGCGCCGGAUCCCCGACUCGGACAUUCCCCCCCAGACCAUCUUCUCCACGAGCGACGACGUGGUGCUGGCGCAGGCCCUGGAGCUGGCGGACGAGGCCAGGAGGAAGAGGCAGUUCACGGACGUGAACCGCUUCGCCCUGCGCUGCAUGGUGUGCCAGAAGGGACUCACGGGGCAGCUGGAGGCCAGGGAGCACGCCAAGGAGACUGGACACACCAACUUCGGGGAGGUGUGACACGGGCAGCAUGAGGAUGGUUCCAUCAACUACCUCACCGGUCCAGGAUCAGAUUCUGGAUUCCCCCCAGAUAAGCUGUUUUUGCAACCAUGAAAAAAAAACUCCGUUCGUGACAAAAAAAAAAAAAAAAAAAAAAAAAGAUAGAAAAGCUUGAAAAGCAGAGUAGCAAAGUUAACUUCCUGGUGGCCAGGUUUGGGAAGAGGGGAUUGGAAAUAGGGAUCUCCUCACGUAGCAGGUGGUGGGCAGGGGCAGCUACACCUCGAUUCCUGGAAUAACCUUUUGUGUGUGGUCUGAGCAGACAGACACAAUCGGGCUCAACACUGGUGUAAAAUCCACCUCUGAGUUGCUGAGUGAACCUCUCUACGUUUUCCAAGUGAUUAAUCCAAAGGUUUAGGAAACACACAUAGCAUUACUUACACUAAGAAUUAGGCUUUGCACGUGGGAGCACUCCUCAGAGGAGAAGCUGCUCGUGUAAUUGAAAUAGCAAAUACAACAUCAAAAUGCAAUUUGUAGUAAAAAGAGGAUCUCAGAGCUGCCCUACACCAUGUCGCCAUCAGGAGCAGACUGUAGUUUGUGUGAAGAGAACUUUAGGGAAAGAAGUGGCCUCUAAGCUUUAAGGUAGCCUUCUUUAAAUUAAUGAGUAGAUGGAUAAGUGUUGAAUAAACCUAUUAAUCCUCCAUAGGUAGUUUUUAGUUGCUUGAAAAAAAAUAACUCAACCCCCCUGGUGUUUACACUGCAUCAGAACGUAGGCAUGUUUUCCUGGAAUACUUGGUAUUCUUCUUCUUAAUAGUAUUGGAAAUUAUGGCAAGAGGGAAAUAAGUAGUUAGGGAAUUGACUUAAUUUGCAUCUGUUAAAUACAUUUAAGCAGACUUUACUUGAGUAGAGCCAGUCAUGGCCAUAGUGUUACAAAGCUGUUCCAGGUUCCAAAUACUGUAUUAUGAGCACUUUAAGGUUGAGUUCUCACUCUUUGCUGGUAAUAAGUUUUGCCCUUUAAAGGCCAGAGUGCUGAGCCAGAAGGGAGGCUUGAAGUUUCUUCAUCUGCUUUCUGCCUUAAUGUGUUUGUUUUAUCACUGGUGACUGUAGAGUAGCAAGACUUUUAAUUCUGAUAAUAAAAGGUGCAGUUGAAAUUUCAGAACAAAAUAAGCUGUAUUUGUACUGUUGAGUAUCAGGGAAGAUUAAAUGGGUUUAAUAUCUUACCUCACAGUGGGGUUGUGAGGCUGAACUGCAA